AGACGGUCUCCCCUCUUGCAUUAGAUCGAGCUAGCGGAGGAAAAGCGAGAGCUGUACAAGCGGCAAGGAGCACUUUUGUGUCAGGAGUUUUCAAGGCAUUAUCGAACACGAAAGGACCCAACAAGCCUAAAGGGAUUACUUCAGCGAAGACCGGAUUCAGAAAAUACUUGGACAAAACGAAAUAUACUUGGAAUCAUGACUCUCAACAAAGGGGACAAGAGACGAGGAAGUAUGCCGUUCCCCGUCCACCUGCAGAACCUGCACAGGAGAAGCAUGCCCGUUGACGACCGCGAGCUCCGUUCGACGGCGCAGACGGUAGAGCUGUCGAAUCUCACUCGCUGCACAUCCUACACACCCGGCGACCAGCACAGAGACAGCUGCGUGUCUGACUCGUCAGACUCCGUCAUCUCUUCCGGCAGCGACGCCGAGGGGCAGGUUUACAAGGUGGUCAUCCUGGGUGACCACGGUGUUGGAAAGUCCAGUCUGGCGCGGAUAUUUGGCGGCGUAGAAGACGGCUACGACUGCGAUGAGCCCGGAAACACCUAUGACCGGUCCAUCGCUGUCGAUGAUGAAGAAGCUUCCAUCCUCCUCUAUGACAUAUGGGAACAGGACCACAGCCAAUGGCUGAGGGAGCAGAGUAUGCGCAUGGGCGACGCCUACGUCAUCGUCUACUCGGUGACGGACAAGGCCAGCUUCGAGAAGGCGUCGGAACUGCGCAUCCAGCUGCGGAGGGCCAGACAGUCCGAGAAUAUUCCCAUAAUCCUCGUGGGCAACAAAAGCGACCUGGUGCGGUCCAGAGAAGUCUCCAUGGACGAGGGCAGCGCUUGCGCCGUGGUGUUCGACUGCAAGUUCAUCGAGACGUCGGCCUCCCUCCACCACAACGUGCGGGAGCUCUUCGAGGGCAUCGUCCGGCAGAUCCGCCUGCGUCGGGACAGCAAGGAGGAGAACGCGCGCCGUCUGGCCAGCAGCAAGCGCCGCGAGAGCGUGGGCAAGAAGGCCAAGCGCUUCCUGGGUCGCAUCGUGGCCCGGAAGAACAAGAAAAUGGCCUUCAGGCAGAAGUCCAAGUCCUGCCACGACCUCUCAGUCCUCUGAAGCCUCCGGUGUCCUCCGUGUUUUUUUGUUUUUUUUUGUUUUUUUCUUCACACACCUAGACCCAGACGCUGUGUGUCACCGGCUUGUGUUUUUCCCACACCAAAACUGUGGACUUAUAGAUUUGUAAAUAUAUGUAUUUACAACUUUUGUAAAACUCUGAACUGAGGGAAUUAUAAAAAAAACAAAACAAUUGGAAAGUACAGAUUGAUGACAAAUCUGCAUGUAGCUCUUGUUUUUAAUCAGUUUAAAAAACAACAACUCUGCCUUAAAACUGCAACUGUUGAAUCCUACUUGUGUCGGUUUGUCUUGUCAGUGAGUUGACCUUGCUGCUGGACACCCUUGUCCGCAGAAGCAGUAUGUAACUACUGGUAUUUUAUUGGUAGACUGUAUGUUGAGAGUACAGGUACUGUAUACAAUGAUGGCUUAGCAACAGGGGGUGCACCAAUGUCUGAAAUAUUACAGUAAAUACUGUAUGUGAUUUUAACCAUUGAUCUGACAUUUUUAAAUUAUAUUUACUUGAAACUUAAGUAUGCUGGUUCGUACUUUUGGUGACAUAUUCUUCGAUGCCCUGGCAUUUGUACUCCCAAGUCUGAAAGAGUGUGUGAAUGAAUGAAAUGGAGCAAUACAUUUGACUUGUGUUGUGAAUUUAACAUUGUUUCAGUAGGUUGAACUGCACAUCAAUUUACUCAACUAAGAAUUUUGUUAUAUGUUUACAUUGAUAUUUUAUAAUUAAAAAAAUAUACUGUAAA
Molecule: messenger RNA, 1841 nt
Organism: Conger conger (European conger)
Lineage: Eukaryota; Metazoa; Chordata; Actinopteri; Anguilliformes; Congridae
Product: GTP-binding protein RAD-like
Exons: 5
Coding region: 196-1092 (298 amino acids)
Biological process (GO): negative regulation of high voltage-gated calcium channel activity
Cellular component (GO): plasma membrane
Molecular function (GO): GTPase activity; calcium channel regulator activity; GTP binding
Source: RefSeq, a predicted model, not a curated record